Xenopus laevis (African clawed frog) is the source of this 4174-nucleotide messenger RNA. It is a transcript of the gene hnf4a.S, whose product is annotated as hepatocyte nuclear factor 4 alpha S homeolog. Gene Ontology annotation, cellular component: nucleus. Lineage: Eukaryota; Metazoa; Chordata; Amphibia; Anura; Pipidae. Gene Ontology annotation, biological process: regulation of DNA-templated transcription; positive regulation of DNA-templated transcription; nuclear receptor-mediated steroid hormone signaling pathway. The record is from RefSeq and is marked provisional. Gene Ontology annotation, molecular function: zinc ion binding; DNA binding; sequence-specific DNA binding.
CGGUGAUUCAGAGGAAUCAAUGCAGCUGAGGCGUUAGGGGCCAAUAAACUCAAAGUGGGGGGUCUGCUGGAAUCAAGCCGCUGUUUUCAGAUGAUAAUGAGACUGUCCAAAGCUUUGAUAGACAUGGAUAUGGCGGAUUAUACAGAAGCAUUGGAUCCUGCUUACACCACCCUGGAAUUUGAAAAUAUGCAAGUUUUGUCUAUUGGAACUGACACCUCCACUUCAGAUGUGACAAGUCUCAGUGCCUCAAACAGUAUCGGCAUUAACUCUUUGUGCGCCAUUUGUGGGGACAGAGCGACUGGCAAACACUAUGGGGCUUCCAGCUGCGACGGCUGCAAGGGCUUCUUCAGGAGGAGUGUUAGGAAAAACCACAUGUACUCAUGCAGGUUCAGCAGACAAUGUGUUGUGGAUAAGGACAAAAGAAACCAGUGUCGGUACUGCCGGCUGAAGAAGUGUUUCAGGGCUGGAAUGAAGAAAGAAGCUGUACAGAAUGAGCGGGACAGGAUAAGUACGAGGAGGUCGAGUUAUGAAGACAGCAGUUUACCGUCCAUUAAUGUCUUAAUUCAAGCAGAAGUUCUUUCCCAACAGAUAACCUCCUCAGUUGGGGUGUUGAACACAGACAUAAGAGGCAAGAAGAUCGCCUGCAUCAUAGACGUGUGUGAUUCCAUGAAACAGCAGCUGCUGGUCUUGGUGGAGUGGGCAAAGUAUAUCCCGGCUUUCUGUGAACUUCCACUGGAUGACCAGGUGGCUCUGUUACGGGCACACGCAGGGGAACACUUGCUUCUUGGGGCUACAAAGAGGUCAAUGAUGUUUAAAGACAUAUUGCUUCUCGGAAAUGACCGACUCAUUCCACGGAAUUGUCCAGAACUCGAAGUGGGCCGCGUGGCAGUGAGAAUACUGGAUGAACUGGUUCUUCCCUUCCAAGAGCUUCAGAUCGAUGACAAUGAAUACGCGUGCCUGAAAGCUAUCAUAUUUUUUGACCCUGAUGCCAAAGGUUUAAGCGAUCCAACCAAGAUCAAGAGAAUGAGGUACCAGGUGCAGGUCAGCCUGGAGGAUUACAUCAAUGAUCGUCAGUAUGACUCAAGAGGAAGGUUUGGGGAUCUCCUUCUCUUGCUCCCUACGCUGCAGAGCAUCACAUGGCAGAUGAUCGAGCAAAUCCAGUUUGUUAAGCUCUUUGGUAUGGCCAAGAUUGACAACCUGCUGCAAGAGAUGCUCCUUGGGGGUUCUGCAAAUGAAGCUUCACACACCCAUCACCAUUUGCACCCGCAUCUGGUUCAAGAUCAUCUAGCAACAAACGUUAUUGUAGCCAACAACACUCUGCCAUCCCAACUUCACAAUGGACAGAUGUCUACACCAGAGACUCCCCAACCAUCUCCACCUGCUGGCUCAGGGGCAGAGCAGUAUAAAAUUGUACACGGAACCAUUGCAUCUAUCAACAAACAACCAACCUCCAUUCCACAAUCGACCAUCACCAAACAGGAAGCUAUGUAGGAACUGGUCAUUGUCCAGAUGGAAAGACUUAGUGGCUGUGGCUAAUUCAUCAGCAGCAAAGGAAAACCAAAAACCUUGUUAAAAUGCCACAUCCCACAACAAACUUCUAAAAAGUUGCCUCUUUGGGAAAGCGUGGGAAUUACUGAAGAAGAUUUAAUGAGAUGAGGAAUGCAAGUUCCGGUCCCAGCUGCCAGGAUUUUUUUUACAGUUUAUUUGUGAUAUAGAUUUAUUUUGUAUAGUCAAGUUUUUUUGUUGUUUUUUUGUAUAGUCAGGUUUUUUUGUACAUUCAGCUGUAACUGGAUAUGUAUAAUACAUUUAAAGUAGGGAAAUAUAUGACAUAUACCAACAGGUAGAUUGUAUGAGCUGCCAUUAGACCUAUAACCAGGUCAAUACAUCUCCUGUAGAAGGAAGGACAUCUAAGUGCAGGGUGUUAAAAGUAAGGCUAAAGGAGUUGCUAUUGUAUUUAUGUCUUCUGUCGUUUAAAUUUUCUUUUUCAAAAACUUUCAUAAAUUUAAUUUGGAGUGGUUAAAAAAAAUAGGUAUAAUUAUCUUACUGAUUGGAGUCCUGCUAUAGAAUCUGAUGUACAGCGCAGUUGGCAUUUCUAAAUGUUUGCUAAGAAAGCAUCAUGACCGGAGGUUAGAUUUCAGGCUAUUAUUCCAACCCACAAAUUUGCUUUUUAUGUUAUAACCUUGAUCAUUAUAACUGAAAUGGGAAAAAUGUCAUCGAUAUAUUGUAGCUCUACUAGAGUCAAAAUAUGUCAUCAAUAAAUCAUGGCUAUACUAGAGUAAAAAAACGACACCAAUAUGUCGUAGCUACCCUAGUGCCAAAAAAUGUCCGAUAUAUCAUAGCUCUGCUAGAGUCAAAAUAUGUCAUCAAUAUAUUGUGGCUGUACUAUAGUCAGAAAAUGUUAUCAAUAUGUUGUAGCUCAACUAGAGUCCAAAAAUGUCAUCAAUAUAUCGUAGCUAUGCUGGAGUCCAAAGUUAUUAUCAAUAUAUUGUAGCUAUACUGUACUAUAGUAUGUCGCGGGGGUUGCUGAUGGGCACUAGGACCCCAUGCAGGAAAUACGGCCCUAACUGGAGUCCAAAAAUGUCAUCAAUAUAUCGUAGCUAUACCAGGAACAAAAAGAGCUCUGCCCUAAUAUUUGAUUGUUCCCAUUAAAAAGUAUAAAUAUUUCUGAAAAUGCUUUACUGUCUUAGAAGAAAUGAGACCAUUCAUUUCCCUAAACAAUUUAUUCAUGUAUGUAAUAUUCGAGCACUGUUCUCUGUUACACAGGAGGUUAAAUGUUUGCUAAGAAACCCAGAAACAUGGGAGGAUAAAUGCAGAAGCAAUAUAAUGUACUACAAUCCCAGAAUACGUGGCAGGAUAAAUACAGGGCCAAUUGUAUAAAUAAUAGUGCCAUAUAUACCACCUCCAUUCUCUUUGUGUAGCAGAUUUAUUGAUGCAGGUUUGGGGGGACUUAGCUUUUCUAAGUUUUUAUUAAAAAACGGGCUAUAAUUUUUUGCCAGGUUUUGGCGUAAAAAAAUAAAUUUCUCGCCCAUUGACUUCAAUGCAAUUGGCAAAUUUUUCACUGUUCCGCGAAUUUCCGUGAAGCGGGUCAGAUUCGUCCAACACUAGCCAGCACUUUUAGCAGGAUUUAGCCAAAUCCUUCAUUUUUGGCAGAACCAAAUACUAACUUUAAAAGUCACGUGACUUACGAGCACUGAAGAGCUGAACACAGCAUAUUUUUUCAUAUGGAGGAUUCUGGCCAGAUUUGGUGCAAUCCUACUAAGUAUACUUAACAAAAUAUAUUUUGGUGAGAUCAUUUUGUGAAUAUUUGUGAAUGUUACAAAAUAUUCUUCCAUCGUACACUUCCCUCACGGAAUUUCGAAUGUGGUUUCAUAACUGCCCAUUAAAUUCUUGAUUGUUCACUGCCAUUAAACCUUACAUCCCCUCAUCAGGUUGAAGAGUCCUGAUUGGUGAACCUGAAAGGGGCGGGUCUUACGGGAAUAUGGGUGUGGUUUAGUCGGAUCAGGGUGUGGGCGGUCAUACAUGUGAGACCGUCCCAUGUGGCCCAAAUGGGAAAUGUCAGGGAUAACUAAACAGAUGCACAGAAUGUACCACUGCCGGAACCUUAGUGCUGUUUACUGUUCUGUAAAUAGAAAUGUGAUAUUUUCAGUAAUUUAUUCUCCGAUGAGUGCACUGCUUAAAUUAUUUUGUAAAUUGUGAUGAUUCCUGCAAAUUGACAGCUUUUUUUUAUUGUUUAAAGUGUUUUGCGUUGCAAUAUCAUGCCUUGCCUUUCUUGGAAAUAUACCUCCUCUAUUAGUAGGGUUUGUGGUUUCUAUCCCCCCACACACACACAUAGUACACAAGUAUUGUUUAUUUUAAGCCUACUUUUCCUCUCUACAUUUUUAUAUAUAAAGGUGGGAGCCACCAUAUUGCUUGCCUCGUUAGAGGCAUGACUUCCUAAGUGCCCUAGCUGAUUUUAAUAUAGCAACAGUUAUGCAAAUGAGACUAAUAAGCCCUGCCCUCAUCAUGUACUGUCUGCAUUAGGUAAUAUUAUUAUUACCCAUGCUUUCAAAUAUUUGUCUUUAUAGGAAAAAAAUGGUAUAUUACACAAGUAGCUGUUUGGCUAAUUUUUAAAUGGAAGAAAAUAUUCCUGCCUAUAGUUUAUUAUGAAAAUAAACUCAUUAUUUUAUAACUUUAA